Messenger RNA from Mytilus californianus (California mussel), 2188 nucleotides. RefSeq lists its product as uncharacterized. The record is from RefSeq and is a predicted model, not a curated record. The coding region runs from base 169 to 1866 and encodes 565 amino acids. NCBI's taxonomy places the organism in Eukaryota, Metazoa, Mollusca, Bivalvia, Mytilida, Mytilidae. The transcript has 7 exons.
UAAGCGUCCGGCGAUCCGCAAAGAUCAGAUAACCAGCAAAGCCUGCAGAAAUAUUACAGCCGAGCAUGUCAAAGGAGUCAGUCCUGAUGGUGAUGAACACCACCUUAUAUUACCGUAUUGUAGAACCCUAAUAAGGAGACUUGUUACUGAAACAUCUGAACGUUUACCAUGGCUUCUAGCACAUCACUACAAGCACACAAAUACAAGUAUGGAUUUCAAAGGUCCAGAGGAAAUAAGUUUAAAUGGUAUCUGAUCCUCGCUAUCAGUAUUGUGUUUGUUGUUUUGGCGGUCACUGUCAUAGCUCUGACGAUUUACCUCACAAGCGAAAACAACAAAACAGGUGACAAAGAUGCGCAAUAUGAUCCUGAAGAUGAAGACACAGAACAAACGGUAUCAAGAGCUUCCGCAACAACUGACGUGAGCCAAACAACGAAAUACCAACUGACAACCCAAAAGACAACUGCACAAAUCACGAUGUCUUCAACAGAAAGUCCAACUACUAUAAAAAUUACUUCGUCCACUCAAAAGACAACUCCUGGUGUAUUUACUAGUCAUUGGUCAACAACCUUGAUAUCUACUCAACAUCCAAUCACUAAACCGCCAACUCAACUGCAAACCACUGAACCGCAAAAUCAACAACCAACCACUGAACCAACCUCAACCACACAAAAGUCAACAACUGUAAACAAACCUCUUUCUACCGAACAGCAAACAAAUGAUAAGAGUAAUUUUUCAACUCCACAAAGUACCACACAACUUAUUUCGUCGACCCAAAAAGCUACCAUGUCAACACAACAAAUAACUACUGAGAAAAUGACUUCUUCAAGUCCACAAACAACUUUGCAACAAACGUCUGACGAAUCAUCAACAGCCCAAUAUUCUACAUCAAAUGAUCCGGCAGAGUCAACCAGUGUUUCAACAACAUCAACAGCACAAGCCACAUCAACGUCAUCGGUCGAUACAACAACAAUUGAAUUAUCUGGAUACAAUAUCAGCAGCUCAUCUCCAUUCUUACUAACAUGCGAGGUAAAAAAUAUUCCUGGAUGGAUUGACCUUUUGAUUUAUCGUCACUAUGGCAACAAUCAAUCAGGUCUAUUGGCUCAGAUGACUGCAGGAGCAAUAGUUCCAACGGUUAUUGUAGUCGAUGAUUCGCUAACAUUUUCAGCCAAUCAUCACAGCGAUGCCAUAACAAUGGUAUUGAUGGCACAGAAUUUCGAAUGUAACCAUGCAGGGACGUACAGUUGUUCGGUAUCGUCUGCAAAUGUUGUCGUAUCAGAUGAAACAGAUAUUAAAGUCGUUUCAGAACCACCGGAAAUCUAUUUUCCUGUAGGGGUUGUUGAAGACAGAACUAUGUCGUUGGACUGUGUAGUCGAAUUUGAGGGUACUUCCGGUGAUAUCAAAUGGACAUUUAGUCCCCCUCUAUUAGGCAAUAUGUUUUACGACUUGAGUAUAGUUCCAGAUACGAAAAAUAGUUCAAUGAGUUGUACGACUAAACUGGAAAGCAAAUUAACGUUUACACCAGGGAUGUACGACAACGGCUCAAACUUUCGAUGUGAAGUUGUGAAUGCGGAUGGUUACAAUGGUGCAACAGUUUUACAAACGACGGUUCCAUUUUACGUGCUACAUAAUUCCAUCUGUACGAAUCGUAUGUUUGAAAUUUUUAAUCACCCUUAUCAGCCAUGUGGGAAAAUAAUAUAUUGUUCAGAAAAUGGAAUACUUGUAUUUGAAAUUCCUUGUCCAUUACCAGGCUACUGCUAUGAUGCAUUGCUUACAGAUUGUGUUCUGGAAAAAGACCUCAGUAUUUAUAAUGAAACCAGUUCUACUACUAUUGGACCAAGCACAACUGUUGCUCCACCUAUCUCUUAAAACUGAACAGAUGACAUUUCAGGAUAAUGGAGAUUAUGAUAUGAACAUACAGGGACACCAGUCUGGACCUAAUAACUUUAUAAACUAAUAUAUUUUGUAUUUGUAUGUUGAUACAUGCUGGGUUUUUUUUUGUUUUUUUUUUUUUGUUUUUUUUUUUAUAUAUUUAUGCUGGUUUUACAUUGCUUUCUAUGUGAUUUGUCGGUGUUACGUGUAAGUUGUUGUUGACAUAAAUAUCUAGAUUUUAAAACAAAUGUUUCAAAUUUAACUGUUUGAAAGGAAGUAAAUGACAUUUUAGUGCCUGAAUAAAACAUAAACCACGUAA